AUGAGUCUAGGUAGAAGACACAAGUCCAUUGUGGCUAUUAUUGAAGAAACUAGAGACUUGAAUGCUAUUAGAGUUGAAGAAGGACAAAAUAAAAAGGGCUCAAAUUGGUCUCAAGGUGGAAACUUUAACAACAACAAUGGCUCAAACUGGAGUAAUGGCUCUGGGGGGAACUGGAACAACAGUUUCAAUUCACAAAACAAGCAAGGAAGUAGUAGUCAAGGUGGUGUGACACCACAGUGCCAAGUGUGCCAGAAAUACCACUUUGGUGUGUGCAGAUACAAAAGGAAACCUAAGUGUGGAAAAUGUAAUCGUUUUGGUCAUACUGCAAAAGAUUGUGAAGGUAACAAGCAAGUGGCCAACUGUGCAAAGGAGGAAGAGGUAACCACAGGCACCAUGUUCUAUGCUUGUCACUCUGAAAGUGUGAAAAACAGAAGUGUUUGGUUUGUGGACAAUGCCUGCAGCAAUCACAUGACUUCUCAAGAGUCUGCAUUGAUAAAUAUAGACAGAACUGUGACUUGUAAAGUUAAAAUGGGCACUGGAGAUCUUGUGCAAGCAAUUGGGAAAGACACUCUUGUAGUUGAAACUAAAUGUGGGAAAAGAUACAUAAAUGAAGUAUUGCUAGUGCCAGGCAUGGAUGAGAAUUUAUUGAGUGUAGGUCAGAUGAUGGAGCAUGGUUAUUAUGUUCCUUUUGGAGAAAACAAAGCAGUGGUAUUUGAUGAUAGCAGUCUUAACAAUGUGGUAGCAAAAAUGCUUAUGGCAGGAAAUAGAUGUUUUCCCCUUUAA
This is a messenger RNA of Prunus armeniaca (apricot), 783 nucleotides long. NCBI's taxonomy places the organism in Eukaryota, Viridiplantae, Streptophyta, Magnoliopsida, Rosales, Rosaceae. The record is from the annotation of a GenBank genome assembly.